Molecule: messenger RNA, 276 nt
Organism: Penicillium diatomitis
Lineage: Eukaryota; Fungi; Ascomycota; Eurotiomycetes; Eurotiales; Aspergillaceae
Product: 40S ribosomal eS30 domain-containing protein
Exons: 3
Coding region: 1-276 (91 amino acids)
Biological process (GO): translation
Cellular component (GO): cytosolic small ribosomal subunit; ribosome
Molecular function (GO): structural constituent of ribosome
Source: RefSeq, a predicted model, not a curated record
AUGGGUAAGGUUCACGGAUCUCUCGCCCGUGCCGGUAAGGUCAAGGCUGCCACUCCCAAGGCAAGUAAACCCUUCGAAGACUCCCAGCGCCACCUCGACGAGACAUCCGCGGCACACAUGUGUCGCGAGCGUCUGCUCCAUCGCCAGGUUGAGCCCCAGGAGAAGGCCAAGAAGCCCAAGGGCCGUGCCUACAAGCGCAUCUUGUACACCCGCCGUUUCGUCAACGUUACCAUGACCGGUGGCAAGCGCAAGAUGAACCCCAACCCCGGCUCAUAA